Messenger RNA from Aspergillus alliaceus, 575 nucleotides. RefSeq lists its product as uncharacterized. The transcript has 3 exons. Bases 97 to 405 code for a protein of 102 amino acids. The record is from RefSeq and is a predicted model, not a curated record. Lineage: Eukaryota; Fungi; Ascomycota; Eurotiomycetes; Eurotiales; Aspergillaceae.
CACGCUCUAUCCCCACGGGAUAAGUAUCAACGGUGAUGUCAGGGCACAAGAGAAAGUGUGAUCAUUGGGAAGUAUCCUGCUUAUGUGGUGAAUGUGAUGGAGGUGGGCCAUGUGCAGGCUGCGUUGGGUUUGCGAGACGGUGGGGUUUGUGGGCGAAUAUCAAGAAUGCGGGACAUGGGUCGGAGAGGGGGUAUACAUUACAUCUUGGGUGCAUAUCCCUUUGCAUUAGAGGUGUAUAGUGAGGCUAACUUGACUUUACUUGGUUUGUUUGUCAGUACGGGGUAUAGAAGCUUGUCGAUUUGGACUCAUCAUUUGAAGGGUAUACCAUUUCAUGAGCGGUUUCACGCGGAGCCGUGCGAUGCUCGUAGCGCGGACGGGAAAAGGAAGAGACCCCACAGACAGUGACUGCGGGGGCGGGCGUACAAGAUGGAGAGCUAUUCGCCGCCAUGGCCGGAUACAAUGCCCUUACCAUGUGCGGAACAAACGCUGAUAUUGGGGUCGUGGGAUGAGCGACUCGUGGCGGACACGGCCUGGCCACCGGCAAGUACGGCAUAGGCACCGACAAUAUUCUUGAA